CUCCGCUCCGCGCGCGCGCUGCAAAGAUGGCGGCGCUGAGCAAGUCCAUCCCCCACAGCUGCUACGAGAUCGGGCACACCUGGCACCCGCGGUGCUCCUCGGCCGUGCUGCACGUCACACAGAGCGCCCUGGCCGAGUCCCUCCGCAUCUACGGCACCCUCUACCUGAUCGCAGCUAUUCUCAGGAAACGAAAACUUGACUAUUAUUUGUACAAACUGCUACCUGAGAUCUUGCAGUCAACUUCCUUUCUGACAGCAAAUGGGACCUUGUAUAUUGCUUGCUUUUGCAUUCUAAGGAAGAUACUUGGAAAAUUUUAUUUUUGGUCUCCUGGCUUUGGUGCUGCUUUACCAGCUUCUUACAUGGCUAUUCUCAUCGAAAGGAAAAGCAGGAGAGGCCUCCUCACAAUUUACAUGGCCAACCAAGCCACAGAAACAUUGUUCCGAAUGGCAGUAGCAAGAGGAGCUAUAACACCUUUAAGACAUGGAGAAGUCCUUUUGUUCUGCAUCACAGCUGCUCUGUUCAUGUUCUUCUUCAGAUGCAAAGACGGCUUGAAAGGAUUUACAUACUCAGCACUAAAGUUCAUUGUAGGGAAAGAAGAAAUCCCCACUCACUCUUUUUCACCCGAAGCAGCAUUUUCAAAAAUAGAUAGAAAAAUCAAGCACUGUGAAAAACUGUCACAGCCAAUGAACAUACUGGCUCUAACGAAAAAACUCAUGGACAAAGUGUGCAAACAUGGCCCGAGGCAUAGAUGCUGUAAACACUAUGGAGAUAAUUGUAUCUCAUACUGUAUUAAAGGCUUCAUUAGGAUGUUUAGCAUUGGUUACCUGAUCCAGUGUUGCCUUCGGAUUCCUUCCACCUUCCGGCAUCUGUUUACACAACCAUCACGGCUAUUUUCCCUCUUCUACAACAAGGAAAAUUUCCAGCUUGGAGCUUUCUUGGGAUCUUUCGUCAGUAUAUACAAAGGCACAAGUUGCUUCCUGCGCUGGGUCCGGAACCUAGAUGAUGAGCUUCAUGCACUUGUAGCUGGGUGUCUAGCAGGAAUUUCUAUGAUGUUUUACAAAAGUACAACUAUCUCUAUGUAUCUGGUGUCCAAAUUAGUAGAGACUAUCUACUUCAAAGGCAUUGAAGCAGGGAAGGUUCCCUAUUUUCCUCAUGCAGACAGCAUCAUCUAUGCCAUUUCUACAUCAAUAUGCUUUCAGGCAGCUGUGAUGGAAGUUCAGAACCUGAGACCUUCAUACUGGAAAUUUCUUUUACGACUAACAAAGGGCAGGUUUGCUCUCAUGAACAGAAAAGUUUUAGAUGUAUUUGGCACUGAAGCAUCUAAGAACUUCAAGGAUUUCACACCUAAGCUUGACCCAAGAUACACAGUUGUGCCACCAGAGCUACCGCUGGAGCUGUCUUGAACACAACAGCCUGGCUUGUCAUUGAAUGUGAUUAGUAUUUGUCCUGAAAAGUUAAUUAACUUGACAGUCGUACAUAUGGAGGAGUGCUAGGGCUCCACUUCAGUAUUAUUUCAAUGAGAAAUGCUUUUUACCAAUCGAAAAUACUGAAGCUUUGCAGGAAGGUGUGGCUUAGUGAUUUAGCCCCUUCCAUAAGCAGAAAAUAUUUUUGGAUUACUGUAGUUGGUUCACAGAAUGGUAGAAUCCUGAUUGAAUUAAACAAACAAGUAAUAUAUUUAGAGAAGUAAAACAUAAAUAUGCAUUACAGUUUCAAAAACUCUGUAGUUCAUACCAAUAGAAUAUUUCUUGGUAAAACUAAAAGUAAUUCUUAAUUUAGAAAGUAAGACAAUUGGCAUAGUUUAGGUCCGAAAUUUUACCUGGUCUUAAAAAUGGGUGAAAAUGCCUGCGUGGUUUUCUAAAUUGCGUCACUGAUUGGUUUCAAAAAAGCCACUACCCACUCAUUAGUUAAAAUUAGAGUAUUUUUACACAGCUGUGGUUGAAAAAUAAGGCAUUCCUUAGGAAAAGAAAAUGCAUAUUGAUUCAGAAAUCACAUUCCAGGGCUGUAAAUUCCACUGAUGAUAUAGAUAACAAACAAGGAAAACAAGAAGGCGGUCCUGGUGGCUGCUGCACUCUGAGGAGCAACGGGUGUGGUGGUCAGCAUCUGCCAAGUGGAAAAGGACAAACUGGCAGAGGAAGGAAUGAAACGUUCCAGCCUCUGAGAUGGUGCUGGAAACAGCAGACAGUUACAAAAAUAAAAAAGCCAAGAACAAAACAACAAACACACCCCUCCCCCUAAAUAUACUGAAGUGAAAUGUUUAUUUUUAAAAGGGCUUGACAUUGUCUCCUUAGAUGGCAUCAGGUUGUUUGUCAGGCUGCAAUGCCAGCCAGCGUUUCAAGCAUUUCUUUAGAAGAGAGCUGACCCCUGAGGUUAGACUGUUACAAGAGAACAGUUCUGACAAUCGUGUUAAUAGUGUUUUUUCCUUGUACUUGGUGAAGAAUGGUUUUCCAUCAGGCCAUCAGACAGCCACAACUGGCACAGUUACUUUGAAUUUGAUAUGGUACUCAAAGCAAAUAACUACCUACACAAAGUCCAUCUCAUUUUUAUCGUGUGUAUUUCUGCAGAUUUGUCUUCUAAAGUGAGACCUUGACAUGCUAAUUGCUUUGGUUUUUUUCCCUCUUUGGGCCUUUUUUUAUUUCGAAUCCAUUCAGGUGAUGCUGAGUGAUGUUCAUUACCCUGAACUUAAUGAAAAGAUGAACUAUAUUCACACUCAACUGAAAAGAGGCAAGAUAAGCCCGAGAAUUAAAGUUGCAGUAGGUUGCAGGUAUUUUAAGAAUAAAAGAAGAAGAAAUUAGCAUUUUAUUGGAAGUCUUUGUCAAAUGACAAGAAUUGGACUAAUUAAUAGACUCCUUGUCUUGUAACACUGUAAUCCUACUCCAGACGUAAGCAUAUUUUAAUUCCAGUUAAUUGAAUACAGAAUAUGCAGUAAUUUUUAUCAGAUUUACAGAAUUGUUGUGAAAAUUGUACCAAUUUGUGCACAAAAUCUGCUUCUUCAUCAGCUACACUAACAGUGAUGCUUUAUCACUGUUACUAAAGGUGCUUCAUCCUUCAAAACAGUGGUUGUCCAGGUUAGUGUGAAUAAAGUUUUUUGGCAAGCUAGUUUGUAUGCAAUAUUUUAUUGCUUGAAAUAUUAUAUUAAAAUUCCUCAAAAGGAAAUAAAAGUUAAUUCAACAAGAACUUUAAAAUUAUUGUAAUAGGUUUGUAGUGUUUUUCCACUGGAAUAUGGUCUAAAAUAUUUGACCUUGUAAAGUCUGAGAAGUUAUAUAUUUUAGGUGGUAUAUUAAAACUCACACCCUAUAUGAUAAAUACUUUCUAGUGUAACUAUAUACCAUUCUCAAACUUAAAGAUAUUUUAUAGAUGGAUUAAGUUUCUUCACUGGAAUGACAAUUGUGAUUGUUUCUCUGUUUGAGGGUUUUUUUGAGAAAAAAAAAUCCAAGAACUACAUCUCAGCACCUAAACAAGAGUUUUGUCUAUGUUUCUUGCUUCCAAAAUUCACAGUCCUUGUUUUGAGUUAUUCUCAUGUAAUAUAAAAAGAAAUUAAAAUUUUUUAAAUUAUUUUUAUUCAAAUCGAAUAUAUGUAAGAGAAAAUCCUAAUGUUCAUCCCAAUAAAAAACAGUUGCUGCUUGAAAAAGUGA
This is a messenger RNA of Myiozetetes cayanensis, 3632 nucleotides long. It is a transcript of the gene TMEM135, whose product is annotated as transmembrane protein 135. Bases 27 to 1403 code for a protein of 458 amino acids. The record is from RefSeq and is a predicted model, not a curated record. The transcript has 15 exons. Lineage: Eukaryota; Metazoa; Chordata; Aves; Passeriformes; Tyrannidae.